AUCUCAGCCUCCCAAAGUGCUGGGAUUAUAGGCAUGAGCCACCAUGCCCUGCCCUAAAUAAAUUUUUUAAAACCAAAUACUAAUAUGAGAGGUUUUUGAACUCUCAUAGAGUAGGACCCAUAGUGUGUCCUCAGGCCACCAGGCUAUUUCUAGGAUCCCUUAUAGGACCCUUCAGGGUCCUCUCUGACAGCUGUUCCUUCUUGGGUCCUGGCUGGAGAUCUCUGCUGCCCCCAGACUCAGAGGAGCCACUCCAGGACUCAGGGAGUGGCUGGCUUUGGGCCAGCCCAGCCUUGCAGAUCCAAGGCGGGUCCUCUAUCUCCACAAUCAAAUGGUGCUCUGCCUCCCGCCCUGUCUGGGGACCCUGCUCACCAGCCACAGGCGGUUUAGGCCAACCUCCCUGCCUCCUCCCCAGUGCAGACGCAGCCUAUAAAACCACCCUAUGUGUCCUUGUUGACCCUGGACACCCAGGCGACAAUGGCAGAACUGCCCUCCACAGAGACGCCUGGGGACGCUACUUUGUGUAGCGGGCGCUUCACCAUCAGCACGCUGCUGAGCAGUGAUGAGCAGUCUCCACCAGCUGCCUGUGACAGCAGCCACCCCAGCCACCUGACCCACGGCAGCACCUUCUGCAUGCGUACCUUCGGCUACAACACGAUCGAUGUGGUGCCCGCGUAUGAGCACUAUGCCAACAGCACCCAGCCUGGGGAGCCCCGGAAGGUCCGGCCCACACUGGCUGACCUGCACUCCUUCCUCAAGCAGGAAGGCAGACACCUGCACGCCCUGGCCUUUGACAGCCGGCCCAGCCACGAGAUGACUGAUGGGCUGGUGGAGGACGAGGCAGGCACCAGCAGCGAGAAGAACCCCGAGGAGCCCGUGCGCUUCGGCUGGGUCAAGGGGGUGAUGAUUCGUUGCAUGCUCAACAUUUGGGGCGUGAUCCUCUACCUGCGGCUGCCCUGGAUUACAGCCCAGGCAGGCAUUGUCCUGACCUGGAUCAUCAUCCUGCUGUCGGUCACAGUGACCUCCAUCACAGGCCUCUCCAUCUCGGCCAUCUCCACCAACGGCAAGGUCAAGUCAGGUGGCACCUACUUCCUCAUCUCCCGGAGUCUGGGCCCAGAGCUUGGGGGCUCCAUCGGCCUCAUUUUCGCUUUCGCCAAUGCUGUGGGUGUGGCCAUGCACACCGUGGGCUUUGCAGAGACUGUGCGGGACCUGCUCCAGGAGUAUGGGGCACCCAUUGUGGACCCCAUUAAUGACAUCCGCAUCAUCGGCGUGGUCUCUGUCACUGUGCUGCUGGCCAUCUCCCUGGCUGGCAUGGAGUGGGAGUCCAAGGCCCAGGUGCUGUUCUUCCUUGUCAUCAUGGUCUCCUUUGCCAACUACUUGGUAGGGACGCUGAUCCCCCCAUCUGAGGACAAGGCCUCCAAAGGCUUCUUCAGCUACCGGGCGGACAUUUUUGUCCAGAACUUGGUGCCUGACUGGCGGGGUCCAGAUGGCACCUUCUUCGGAAUGUUCUCCAUCUUCUUCCCCUCGGCCACAGGCAUCCUGGCAGGGGCCAACAUAUCCGGUGACCUCAAGGACCCUGCUGUAGCCAUCCCCAAGGGAACCCUCAUGGCCAUUUUCUGGACCACCAUUUCCUACCUGGCCAUCUCAGCCACCAUUGGCUCCUGCGUGGUUCGUGAUGCCUCUGGGGUCCUGAAUGACACAGUGACCCCUGGCUGGGGUGCCUGCGAGGGGCUGGCCUGCGGCUAUGGCUGGAACUUCACCGAGUGCACCCAGCAGCACAGCUGCCGCUACGGCCUCAUCAACUAUUACCAGACCAUGAGCAUGGUGUCAGGCUUUGCGCCCCUGAUCACGGCUGGCAUCUUCGGGGCCACCCUCUCCUCCGCCCUGGCCUGCCUUGUCUCUGCUGCCAAAGUCUUCCAGUGCCUUUGCGAGGACCAGCUGUACCCACUGAUCGGCUUCUUCGGCAAAGGCUACGGCAAGAACAAGGAGCCCGUGCGCGGCUACCUGCUGGCCUACGCCAUCGCCGUGGCCUUCAUCAUCAUCGCUGAGCUCAACACCAUAGCCCCCAUCAUUUCCAACUUCUUCCUCUGCUCCUAUGCCCUCAUCAACUUCAGCUGCUUCCACGCCUCCAUCACCAACUCGCCUGGGUGGAGACCUUCAUUCCAGUACUACAACAAGUGGGCGGCGCUGUUCGGGGCUAUCAUCUCUGUGGUCAUCAUGUUCCUCCUCACCUGGUGGGCGGCCCUCAUCGCCAUCGGUGUGGUGCUCUUCCUCCUGCUCUAUGUGAUCUACAAGAAGCCAGAGGUAAAUUGGGGCUCCUCGGUACAGGCCGGCUCCUACAACCUGGCCCUGAGCUACUCAGUGGGCCUCAAUGAGGUGGAAGACCACAUCAAGAACUACCGCCCCCAGUGCCUGGUGCUCACGGGGCCCCCCAACUUCCGCCCGGCCCUGGUGGACUUUGUGGGGACCUUCACCCGGAACCUCAGCCUGAUGAUCUGCGGCCACGUGCUCAUUGGACCGCACAAGCAGAGGAUGCCUGAGCUCCAGCUCAUCGCCAACGGGCACACCAAGUGGCUGAACAAGAGGAAGAUCAAGGCCUUCUACUCGGAUGUCAUUGCCGAGGACCUCCGCAAAGGCGUCCAGAUCCUCAUGCAGGCCACAGGUCUCGGGAGAAUGAAGCCCAACAUUCUGGUGGUCGGGUUCAAGAAGAACUGGCAGUCGGCCCACCCAGCCACAGUGGAAGACUACAUUGGCAUCCUCCACGAUGCCUUUGAUUUCAACUAUGGUGUGUGUGUCAUGAGGAUGCGGGAGGGACUCAAUGUGUCCAAGAUGAUGCAGGCACACAUUAACCCCGUGUUUGACCCAGCGGAGGACGGGAAGGAAGCCAGCACCAGAGGUGCCAGGCCAUCAGUCUCUGGCGCUUUGGACCCCAAGGCCCUGGUGCAGGAGGAGCAGGCCACCACUGUCUUCCAGUCGGAGCAAGGCAAGAAGACCAUCGACAUCUACUGGCUCUUUGACGACGGAGGCCUCACCCUCCUCAUUCCCUAUCUCCUUGGCCGCAAGAAGAGGUGGAGCAAAUGUAAGAUCCGUGUGUUCGUAGGCGGCCAGAUUAACAGAAUGGACCAGCAGAGAAAGGCGAUCAUUUCUCUGCUGAGCAAGUUCCGACUGGGAUUCCAUGAAGUCCACAUCCUCCCUGACAUCAACCAGAACCCUCGGGCUGAGCACACCAAGAGGUUUGAGGACAUGAUUGCACCCUUCCGUCUGAAUGAUGGCUUCAAGGAUGAGGCCACUGUCAACGAGAUGCGGCGGGACUGCCCCUGGAAGAUCUCAGAUGAGGAGAUGAGGAAGAACAGAGUCAAGUCCCUUCGGCAGGUGAGGCUGAAUGAGAUUCUGCUGGAUUACUCCCGAGACGCUGCUCUCAUCGUCAUCACUUUGCCCAUAGGGAGGAAGGGGGAGUGCCCCAGCUCUCUGUACAUGGCGUGGCUGGAGACCCUGUCCCAGGACCUCAGACCUCCAGUCAUCCUGAUCCGAGGAAACCAGGAAAACGUGCUCACCUUUUACUGCCAGUAACUCCAGGCUUGGCCAUCCCUGUCCACGGCUCUGGGUGCAUGGGAUGAGCUGGAACUCGGCUGCCUCCAGUCCACAGGGAUGAGACUCAUGUUGUGUUGCCCUUUAAGUGGCAGCAUCUGAUGAUCUCACCGAAAAAGAUGGUAGAUUUCCAAAUCUGGCUGCACUCCACUUCCUGGGACACAUUCUCUGGGUCUUGAUUUUAUGGGCGAGAGAAACAGCAGAUGGAGCUGCAAGGAAAACUCUCUAAAGGAUCCUAUUCCUUUUAAACACUUUCUUUUGAUUUUGAUGACCAUUAAUUAAGAGUUCAGUCUUUGAUUUGUAUGUAAAUUGGAGUCUAAAUGCUGGGUGUGAAUCUUGACAGUUUCUACAGAGCUUCCUGGGUGAAAGUUCCUAAACCAUGCGCUGCUUCCUCCAGUAGGAGAAUGGCAGCCCCACCUGUAGGACCUACAGGUUCUCUAAGGAAUGCAGAGCUCUCUCUGAGCCUCCACAGCCAGGCCUUUUUUUUUUUUUUUUUUUGAGAUGGAGUUUUUUUUC
Chlorocebus sabaeus (green monkey) is the source of this 4101-nucleotide messenger RNA. RefSeq names its product solute carrier family 12 member 3 (gene SLC12A3). Gene Ontology annotation, cellular component: apical plasma membrane. Gene Ontology annotation, molecular function: sodium:potassium:chloride symporter activity. Gene Ontology annotation, biological process: cell volume homeostasis; sodium ion homeostasis; sodium ion transmembrane transport. Lineage: Eukaryota; Metazoa; Chordata; Mammalia; Primates; Cercopithecidae. The record is from RefSeq and is a predicted model, not a curated record.